AUGUCUACUUUGUCAGCCGCCCCAUCGACCGUUCCAGAUCAGCCAAUAUCACUGCAAACGGUCCACGGAACUGCGGCAGUGGAAGCUCAUCAUCAAGAAGAUAAUAGUAAAGGUACCACUGAUGGAGCGCCCACGGAGGAGUAUGACCCGUGGGAACCUCCCCAUCCUCCUCCUCGCCCCUCAUUAGCUGACUUGACGUGUCCUGCUCAACAUAUGAGGGAGGUAAAAAUUCUUAUUUUACAGUACAUGCUUCAACUGCAGCGUUUCCUUGCUGACGCCAGAGCUACCAAUAUAAUUUCCCCCGACCGCACUCCCAGGGAAACGCUCGUGAAAUAUUAUGGCAAACACGAUCGUUUGUCGGCCGUCCUCCGAAAGGAUAGUGUUCCACGCUUCCUCCGCAUCUUCGAGAAUUACAGGGAGAGCUUCGUUUCUGAUUUUGUCAUCAUUCCACAAACCCUUGACUUAAUUAUUCUACAUAAUGCCCUGCGUUGUGCUAAUCUUGUUUUGGAGGGGAAGUCGCCUAAGCUCUGCGAGAUACGUGCCAACCCCAACUACAUGACCAGCUUUGGGUACUCCCCCCUCCACCAAGCUGCAGAGUCAUUCUCUGCCGAAAUGGUUGAGUUACUGUUCCGCUAUGGUGCUUCGGCCAAUCAGCGCACCUCGGGUAAUAAAAUCAUCCAGGGCCUCCUCCCACUCCAUGUUGCCAUCGAGAACACUUGCCAGCAUAAGUAUCUAGAGGACAACCUAUUAGUUGACGAGGAUUAUCGGAAGGGGAAUGUUGAGUACAUCUACAAGCUCAUAUAUCUGCUUUGCCUGCCUGAGAUGAAGAUCUUCUUGGACACCACUAGAUCGCUUGCAGCUCACACUGAUAAUGUAGUCGAUGAGCUCUGGAAUUACAUCAAGCAGGGGAAGCUUGUCCCUACUGCUAUUUUGCUCCUUGCAGCUCAAAAUCAUUGUCGUAACCUCAAUGUGUUUGACAUAAUCAAGGCUCGUAUUGAGGAUUCUAUGUGUGGAUUAGGAAGUAGUAAAAAUGCCAAGGAGAAAAAGGAGCUGAAGGAGAUGAAAGUACAUCUUAUUAAUGCAUUGGUUCUUGUUAGGAUAAUUCACAAAACUGGUGAAGCUCUUGAGGCAUAUAUUCAAACUCACUCAGAGGCAUCUCAUGAGGAAGUCCUUGGAAAAGUUUCAGCAGUUCUCCAGAAUUAUAGCGGAAAAGAAAUCUGCAUCGAAGACCUUGACUGCUCCCCCUAUGACUGUGGAGGGCCGGACGGGGACACAUAUUUGACCAAGGCAGCCAUUGGAUCACCUACUCUAGAAGUCAAGAAUAAAAGAGCCGCGGCAAAGAAACCACGAGUUAGUCACCUGUAUGCAAGAGAUCGGUUUUUCCCGGUAUGGAGGUCAGUGUUAACAGCAAGGUUUAUUACGAGUAUCUUUCCUGCCUAUACACCGAAGAAAGAGUUACCAUUAUAUAUUUUUGAUGCCGGUAUCGUCUCCGAGAAGUUGAGAGCUGAAAGGCACUCUCAUAUUCUUCUUGGCACGUUGGAGAGGAAUUAUCCGAGAGUAGCAAGUAAGCCGGCGCCCACAAGUAAGUACCGAUCCAGAAGGUUGUUUGGCACUGCUGCGUCGACUGUCCUGAAGAUGCUUAAGCGCGUAUGA
Molecule: messenger RNA, 1653 nt
Organism: Hordeum vulgare subsp. vulgare (domesticated barley)
Lineage: Eukaryota; Viridiplantae; Streptophyta; Magnoliopsida; Poales; Poaceae
Exons: 9
Coding region: 1-1653 (550 amino acids)
Biological process (GO): protein ubiquitination; positive regulation of protein catabolic process
Molecular function (GO): protein binding
Source: RefSeq, a predicted model, not a curated record